Molecule: messenger RNA, 2724 nt
Organism: Pochonia chlamydosporia 170
Lineage: Eukaryota; Fungi; Ascomycota; Sordariomycetes; Hypocreales; Clavicipitaceae
Product: polyamine transport protein
Exons: 3
Coding region: 1-2724 (907 amino acids)
Source: RefSeq, a predicted model, not a curated record
AUGUUCCCUUCGCUUCUCAGCCAUCACAUAGCCUACCAACCUGUCGACGACACUCUAGUGGGCAGCGGCGACUUUGACAAGACACCUCCUUCAAGUAGCCGACCUUCCCUGUUGGUAGCUCGUGCCCCAGAGAAAAAAAAAUUAGUGCCGAAUGCCAAGGUUACUACUUUUCGAUCCCAUCGUUUAAAUCGUGCUGAGAGAAGUGGUAAUUCGGCGAGCAAUCAGGAGCUCGUGGCAGCUCAUCACGCCAAACAGGCAUUUUGCGAUAAAGGCCUGGAAGCAGUGGCCUCAAGGCUGUACUUUGGGAACCAAGAACUUACAACACAAGACCCGGUCGACCAGAAAUAUCCCACUACAGCGAGCAUACCUGCAUUUGAAACCGUUGAUUGGUCAGGAAAGGCUACGACACCGAGCUCGCUUCCUCUUCUUCUGUAUAAACAACUAGAUAGUCAAACGAGCUACGCAGGACCCUUUUCGAUGGCAGGUGCAGGCCCGAUGCUUGACCUCUUGGCCGACAAUGACUUUGCAACGUCUUCUGAAAAUCGUUCACACUCUCCUCACAUAUCAAGAGUAACAACGAUCCAAUACCCUGGUCAUAGUUUGGUUUCCAAGAUUCGGCCGGCUGAAGGCAAUUCCCCAACUCGCCAACCCGACAUAGUCGGAGAAAGCCGGGGACAGGAGUAUCAACAAAGCCGCAACAAGGUUGCCCCUUUCGAUCCAGCAAACGAUGGACGUGGCACGGGGGGAUUUCCGCACGAAAUGUUGACAUCCCCACCUUCAACUACUAGUCCUUCAAGUGCGAUACAGGAUACAUCGCCCCAAGGCAACUCUACGGAGGAGUCUCACAGCUCAGUCGUCGAGCCAGGCCCAAAUUCAGAAGGCAAAAAUGAACUAGCAAUGGCAGAGAAAGACGAUUCAGAAGCUUUGGCCGGCAUGCCCUGGCACAUGCUGAAAAUACCCAUUUCCAAGGUUCGUCCUUGUGUCCUAGAGCCAACUUCGGAAACGCACGCUUCGAACUAUCCAACUUUUGGCCCCAAGGUCCAGCUUGCCCUAUUGGAUAACCUGAACCCCAAUUCCUCAGGUACAACUUCAGGGCCCUUUUCUUUUGAGCAAACACCUCUCUCAUCUGGUAAGCAUGUCUCCUGUAGAGGCGACUCGUUCAGCACUGUUGGCUCGCAUGAGGGUCAUCAUCAUGCGUCUCUACCGAAGCAAGUCACGGCAGUCACAAGUGGUGACCACUCAAUCGAUAAUUGCCCUACAUCAUACAACUUGUCCCUCACUAGUGAUAAAAGUCUGAGUCGCCCCGACGAGUUUAUUCUGUUGCCCUCUCAUAGCGAUCUAUCAAGUGGCGAAGUCCUUGAAGUGACCGACAUAGAGGCAGCAGCCCCCAGAGCAUCACCAAUGUCUAAAUCAGAUGGUGCGACUUUAGAUGAUUACGCUCAACAGAUAAGCCCUCCCUCAAACACCCGUUCCGAAGGGGACUUGGCGAUAUCCGAAUCCAGGCAAGCAGCCGAACACUUCGCUACUCCGGCCACAAAUUCCCCAGUUCUGUACGCACCCAUUCCCGUAUCUAAGCUCCGCCCGUCUUUCCCGACGGAUUACGCAGCCGAUUCUCAAGCACGUGGACAUAGCUCGAUUCCCAAAUUUGACACUGGCUCGGAUGACCUAGGCCCUGGCAAAAGACCUCAGACUUUAUACUCGACCGGCUCCUCAGGACACACUCAGGCCCUAAACUCCAUGUUCGAUUACAAGCGUACAGCUCAGUGGCUGAAGGAAGUCUUGAGAUAUCCCGAGACGCACCCACCAAAGUAUACGAAGCACCCUGGCCAGCGCCGUCGAAUGUGCAACACAUCGCCCGAUCAAAGGUCAGUACUGUCUUGCAUCAUCUCCUCAAAAUCCCAAAACAAACAGUCGACCUUGUCCGAAAAUCAGUCGUCGAAAUUCGAUCGCAUGGGAUUUAAACGUGCCGUUAGUGAUUUGGAGAGACUCCUGAAUGAGGCACUGGCAAUUGCGUCACAGGUUGUGGACCAUCCAGCUUCAAGCUCUACUCAGGGGAGAGACAAGCAACCAUCUACAAGUGCUUAUUCACAGGCCCAUAGCCUUACUAGUCAACUCAUGAAAGGCAGUCGCUCCAAGGCUAGUUUCUGUUCACCAAGUGCAGAUGGCAGCGGUGGGGACUUCACCCAGGUCGAAAAUAAUGCCGACAAAGAUGCCAGCCAGGAAGGGAAGCUAUCCAUUGCGCUGCCAGGGUCGAUGUUAAACGGUGUUGCUCGUGGUCAAGUUCCUCGAGUUGAAAUCGGGCAACGAGAGAGUCAAGACCUUGGCCGAGCUGGCGAAUUCAAAAUUCCACGCAGAAAGUCUAGCAAGAAAUUGGCCAUAAUAUCCACUACGCAAGCUAGUCAAGGGAUCAAACCUCAUCUUCGAGCUGGUCACCUGGAUAUGACAAACCCCGGAAACAAAUUCACGACAAAACGUAACGAAAUGUCUAGGCCUCCAGGUCAUGAACCAGGGGCAGCGAGGCCAAGGCCUGCUUAUCAACACCAUCCAACUCAUCGACAGCCACUAGCAGGUGAUGACAUGCUUCCCGAACGAGAUAUUGCUGGCAGGUCAUUACACACAGAUCACGGUAUCAGUCUUCGUCGACGAUCGCACGUCAGUCUGAGAGGAGCCCAAGGGUUCAGUCUUGCCAAGUCACAUAAGCGACAACCAAUUGCUCGAGACUAG